Astrephomene gubernaculifera is the source of this 882-nucleotide messenger RNA. NCBI's taxonomy places the organism in Eukaryota, Viridiplantae, Chlorophyta, Chlorophyceae, Chlamydomonadales, Astrephomenaceae. The record is from the annotation of a GenBank genome assembly.
GUUUAACUAAAUGCUAGACUAUAGUAGGGCCUCGAAACGCUUUUUCGCUUUUUCAGCCAUGACAGCUGCUUAAUGACAGACGCUGACAGCGUACGCGUUAAAGCCCAGCAAAGUAAGGCCUACAAAUAUGGGCCUCUGCAACUGUUAUUAUGUUAAGAGUAGUACCGGUACUAGAGCCGUUUAACAGCUGGUGGCUAUGUUGGACCAUAUGGAGAACUCCUCCAGCCCCCGCAAUGACGACGUCUCGGAGGAUCUUGACUUGCUUGAUAUGUUAAAUAAGGACGAUGGGAUACACUCACAGCUGUUACUUGCCCGCUUACAAGCAAGAAACCCUAGGAACACGGUUUCGGCAUCCUCGGCAGGUCCCUACUGCGGAAAUGCAUCCUCUCAUCAGGUGUUCCCAGGUUGCAGCAGUCUGCCAGUAAGCCCCGGUCGCAACCAGAGUAGCAAUGGCAGGAGCUCAGGCGCCGCCGGACUUCGCGGCAGCGUUUCCCUUCAAGUUUGUCACCCACAACAGCAUGCCGGCAGCAUCCUCGACAGGCCCCAUGGCAACCACAACGAAGUUGCGCUCAGGGCCAUCGUUCGUGCGCUUCAGGCCAAGCUCGAGGCCGUACAGCCCACAGGGGGAGGCGGUGCUGGGGUCGGAGCCGGGAGCCCAAGAGGGAGGCGUGCGGCCGCCGCUGCAGCAGCCGCGGCUGGCCCAGCCGGGAUAACUCAGGCGGGGUGUGCUAGCCCCCGGCUGGCUCGGGCUGGCUCUGCGGGCCGAGCGUUGCCGGGUUGCGGCUGCAGGCCCCGCACCCGCCCAGGCGCCUGCUGCAGCCGCUGCGCCCGUAUAGCCGCUUCUGCUGCUGCAGCGCCCGCCGCCGCCGCAGCUGCCGCGCC